Molecule: messenger RNA, 729 nt
Organism: Diplodia corticola
Lineage: Eukaryota; Fungi; Ascomycota; Dothideomycetes; Botryosphaeriales; Botryosphaeriaceae
Product: histone h1
Exons: 7
Coding region: 1-729 (242 amino acids)
Biological process (GO): nucleosome assembly
Cellular component (GO): nucleosome
Molecular function (GO): structural constituent of chromatin; DNA binding
Source: RefSeq, a predicted model, not a curated record
AUGCCUCCCAAGAAGUCUGCCGCUGCUGCGCCCAAGAAGGUCGUCGGUGCUACUCCCGCCCACACCUCCUACCAAGCCAUGAUUUCCGAUGCUAUUCUUGCUCUCAAAGAGCGUUCUGGUAGCAGCCGCCAGGCCAUCAAGAAAUAUGUCAAGGCCAACAACAAGAUUGGCGACAUUACCCCGGCCCAGUUCAACUCCCACGUCAACCGUGCCAUCCAGCAAGGUGUUGAGAAGGGUCACUUCGACCAGCCCAAGGGUGCCUCUGGCCCGGUGAAGCUCAAGAAGUCGGACAAGAAGGUCGAGAAGAAGGCUUCCCCGCCUGCCACCAAGAAAGAGGUCCCCAAGAAGGCCGCUGCCCCCAAGAAGGCUGUUGAGAAGAAGGCCGCUCCCGCUAAGAAGGCCGCCACGACCAAGAAGGCUGCUGCCCCGAAGAAGGCCGCCCCGGCCAAGGCUGCGCCUAAGAAGGCUGCUGCUGCUCCUGCUGCCAAGCCCAAGGCCAAUGCCGGCCGUCCUCGCAAGGCCGCCGCCGCCGCCACCGCGGCUCCUGCUGUUGAGGACAAGCCCGCCACCGUCCUGGGCAAGACCAAGUCGGGACGUGUGACUAAGACCAAGGCUCCGCAAUCCAAGCCGGCCGCGAAGAAGGCUGGCGCAAAGAAAGCGACGCCGGCAAAGAAGGCAGCGCCCAAGAAGGCAACGCCCAAGAAGAGCGAGGCCGACAGCAAGGCUUAA